This is a messenger RNA of Cryphonectria parasitica EP155, 1584 nucleotides long. Its product is annotated as putative MFS transporter. Lineage: Eukaryota; Fungi; Ascomycota; Sordariomycetes; Diaporthales; Cryphonectriaceae. The transcript has 3 exons. The record is from RefSeq and is a predicted model, not a curated record. Bases 1 to 1467 code for a protein of 488 amino acids. Gene Ontology annotation, biological process: transmembrane transport. Gene Ontology annotation, cellular component: membrane. Gene Ontology annotation, molecular function: transmembrane transporter activity.
AUGGAGGUCAAAAGAGAUGAUGAAGCCCUCUCAGUGGCUGUUGCGAGACAGGUCGGCCAAAGUCACCGCCAGGGCUUUGGAACACCAUCAACCUACUCUAGCGGCGACAACGCUGCAACGCUGGACAGUCGCAUCGUCCGCAAAAUUGAUUUGCGCCUCUGUACUAUCGCGGGGUUACUUUGCGCCCUUGAUCUGAUCGACUCUGGUAUCAUGUCCUCGGCAUCGGCGACGUCUAUGCCGGCAGACCUUGGUCUGACCGGGGAUCGCUACUCGACGGCUAUCUGGAUUGUGAUCUUGGCCCAGGUGCUUUUCAAGUUGCCGGCUACUAUCAUUAUGCGAUUCGUCGGCCCUCCCAUCUUCUUCACGGUUACUACCGUUUUGUUCGGACUCAUAACAUUGUGUAUGGGAUAUGUGACGGACUGGAGACAGAUGAUCGCUCUGAGAUUCCUCAUGGGCUUGGCCAUGUCUGGUAUCUACCCUGGCCUGGCAUACCUCAUAUCAGCCUGGUAUACCCGCAAGGAACAACAGCUACGAUUCGCCUAUCUACAGUCAGGACAGGUCAUCGUAGUCGCAACCGGCAGCAUUGUUAACUAUGGCCUGGAUCUGCUGGACAUGUCGCACGGCCUGCGAGGAUGGCAAUGGAUGUUCAUCGUCCAAGGGGCCAUCACCAUGUUCCUCGGGCUGUUGACCUUCCUAUGGAUACCUGGCUUUCCGGAGAAGGCCACCGAGACUCUCUGGUUUCUGACAAAAGACGAAGCAGACCAGGUGCUCACUGCCAUCGACGAAGACCGCCAAGACGCCGGACCACCUGAGCCAUUCAACUGGGCGGCUAUACUGAGGCCUUUUCAGGACAUCAAGCUCUAUGCAUUCAGUGUCCUCUUCUUCCUCCAGAACGUCGUCUCUACCGCCCUCUCGUACUUCAUCCCCACCAUCCUCAAGGGAAUGGGCUUCACCUCCGCCGACUCGAUCUUGCUCUACGCCCCGCCCUACUACUACUCUGUCGUCCCCGUGAUCAUCACCUCCGUGAUUGCAGACCGCUUUGCGAUCCGCGGGCCGAUGAUCGUCUUCAACGCCCUGUGCCUCAUCGCAGGCAUGUCGAUGCUCGGGUUUCCCAGCAACGUGGCGGUGCGCUAUGUCGGCGUGAUGUUGGCGACAGGCGCUUAUGUUUCCAACUGGGCUGCGAUGAACGCCUGGCAGAUGAACAACGUGACGGGCCAGUGGAAGCGGGCCACUGUCGCUGCGGCCGUGAGCGGGUGCAAUGCGCUGGGCGGGAUCGCGGGGUCGUAUAUUUUCAAGUCUUCUGAAGCGCCCUGGUAUCCGACGGCGAUAUGGAUCAGUAUUGGAAGCCAUAUACUGAUCAUCGCUGUCGUGGCGGCGUGUGGGUGGUUGUUCUGGAAGGCGAAUAGACGGGCGCGGAAUGGAAAGGAAGUCAUUGAGGGUGUCGAAGGCUUCAAUUACAUAUAUUGAGAUCUCAGCGUUUCAUUCUUCGGUUGGUUAGUAGAAUUUAGACAUCUAGAAUUUCCCUAAGAUACCUUUUCGAUAGAUCUUUAGAGCGAGCUUCAAAAAUCAGUAUUUGAUACUUUG